Saccostrea cuccullata (small rock oyster) is the source of this 1831-nucleotide messenger RNA. RefSeq lists its product as uncharacterized. The record is from RefSeq and is a predicted model, not a curated record. Gene Ontology annotation, biological process: transmembrane transport. The transcript is spliced from 13 exons. The coding region runs from base 35 to 1648 and encodes 537 amino acids. Lineage: Eukaryota; Metazoa; Mollusca; Bivalvia; Ostreida; Ostreidae. Gene Ontology annotation, molecular function: transmembrane transporter activity.
AGGGAUUUCAACAGUAAAAAUAAAUAAUAACGAUAUGGAAGGAUCUGCUAUUGGAGAACAAAGUAUUGUGAGAAAAACAUCAUCCAUCUGGCAGAGAGCACAAAAUAAAAUCAGAAUAACACCAAAAGAUACAACACCUGUAAAUUGGAAAAUCAUUGGCCUUGUUUUCAUCUCAAUGUGCACUGGAACACUCAGUCUUACAUUUCUGUUUCCUUUCCUGCCAGAAAUGAUUUUGUUCUUUGGUUACCAAGAGACAGAAAAGGGUUACUACGCAGGAAUGGUGGCCUCUAUGGUGUUUGCUGGGAGAGCAGUAGGAAGCUUUUUCUGGGGUUGGCUGUCUGAUAAAAUGGGGCGGAGACCAGUCAUGCUAAUGACCAUAUUUGGAAAUGGCUUUUUCUGUUUGCUGUUUGGAUUUACUUCUAACUUGCACAUGGCUCUUAUCAUAAGGUUUCUAGCUGGUUUAGCUAAUGGAACCGCAAGCAUUUCCAAGGCAGUUCUAUACGAGGUUUCAGAUGAUUCUAAUCAAGCUACCGGACUGACCUUUAUAGCGAUGUCCUGGGGUGCAGGGAUCAUACUUGGACCAGCUGUUGGGGGAAUUUUAUCCAAUCCAGCUACUAGAUAUCCCUCUUUGUUUCAAAAGGACGGUGUGUUUGACCACUUUCCAUACCUUCUCCCGAGUCUUAUUGUGACAUGUGUCUGUCUGGUGGUCAUUGUUGUCGAUUUCUUGAUUUUACCUGAAACUAGGAGCAGAAAACAACUAGAAUUAGACGUAGAGGGACAUUCAGAAGAGUUACAGGAGUUGGUGCACAAAAUACAACAAAAGCAAACAAAGGAGGCAGAGAGAAUGAUCUCAUCAUCAAUGGAAGAACUCCACUAUUACACGGAAAGAGCAGUAUAUGACGUCAAACUAAACCAGUCGUGUCAAGAUCUGCGCAAGUCACGUGACUUCAAUAGGAACAAGGCGUUGAAAACGCCGACAGAAAACACUACUGAGGGGACAUCUAUCCAUAUUUUUACGCCAGAUUGUAGAAAGGCUAUUUUUCUGUACACUGUCUUUUCUUUCUCGUCCAUUGGUUAUGAGGAAAUAUUUACAAUAUGGACAUCAACCAAAACAAUCUAUGAUGGCCUUGGGUUUGAGACAGAUGAAAUCGGUAUGGUUCUUGGUUUAUCUUCAUUCCCAAUGUUGAUUCUUAACCUUUUCAUUUAUCCAUUCCUUGAUAGGAUAUUUGGAACGAAAAAGACAUUUCUAAUCUGUGGAUGUAUAAAUGGAAUUUUAAUAACUGUUACACCCAUGUUACAUCUUAUUGAAUCAAGUUCCCCUUCCAUUCUAUGGGCGGUUCUCCUUGUCCUGAUUGUUCCACAGAAGAUAAUGACCAGUUGUUUGUUCACAGCAUCGUCUCUCUUCAUCAAUAACUCAUCACCGCCUCGCAUGGCGGGCUCCGUCAAUGGUAUCGCCACCACUUCAACAGCUAUUGCGAGGACCUUGGCUCCGAUAAUAGGAGGCAGUAUAUACGCAUGGUCUAUAGCGAACAAUCUAGAAGCCCCGUUUGAUGUAAACCUUUCUUUCUUUAACUUUGGAUUCAUUUUAUGGUUGAUCAGUAUAUAUAGUUUAUUUAUGCCAGAGUCUCUUAGCAGAAAAAAGACAUAAUCAAGCAAAAUACAGACUUUUUUUAUGGGAAAUGGAAUUCCACGAGUUAAACAAGUUUCUGAAAAUGAUGACUCUUUGUUACUGUGUAUAUGCAAUCUUAUGUGUGUUUAUUUUUUGUUAACAUCUGGUGUUAGAUAAAACCUCACGUCUUCUUCUGUUUAAAAAAAAAUAAAUGUAGAUCUG